GCGCAUCUCUCUUUCAGGUGCAUUUGCGUGUCAACCACCAACGAUCCUACAGCUCCCACCACCUAUUCCAUCCUCCCCCAUCUCCGUCUACUGCGGCAGAUACCCUCCACGCUCAAUAUCCAACUUUCUUGCACCGAUUCCCGUCAUACACCUCCUGCAAUGUCUGCCGUCGUAGAGUUCGAGAAGGAGUCGCCUUUGGGCUUCCUGUACAAUAACCCAAUCUCAGUGGGCCUUGCAGAUUCAUAUGUUUCAUUUUCGGAACGGAGGGCAGCUCUGGGACUGUCGAACCCAGGAACGGUUGAGAACAUUGCACGAGAGGUCCAGCGCGAUGUCUUCCUGAACAACUACACCUUCUCCGGUCUAAGGGCCGAUCUUACCAAAGCUUUCAGCAUCGCACCUUUAUUCCAGGUCUCUCAUGCGUUCGCUAUGGGGUCUCAAGGGCUUCCUCCUUAUACCUUUGCAGCUCUCUUUGGUACCAACAAGGUUCGUAGCACGCUCCAGGACGGUUUCUUUGAAUCAAGUCCACAUGGACUACAAAAACUAAACAAAUAUCUAGAUCUUCAUGCAAGGAAAUGUGGACAAUGAAGGACAACUUUCAACUAGAUUUAACUACCGCUGGACACCGUCAUUUGUGACGAAGACUAACAUUCAGAUUGCUCCUGGCAAUCAAGCAAUGGCACAGUUUGACAACGAGUACACCGGAGCCGACUUCACUGCAUCCUUGAAAUCACUCAACCCAUCGAUCAUUGAUGGCGGUCUUACUGGUAUCUUCAUUGGAAGCUACCUGCAGUCUGUUACACCCAGCCUUGCUCUUGGUUUGGAGGCAAUCUGGCAACGCGCAGCUCUGAACCAAGGUCCCGAGACAGCCUUGUCAUACUGUGCUAGAUACAAGGGAAGCGACUGGAUUGCGAGUGCUCAGCUUGCUGCAGGAGGCGCAAUUAGCACAUCGUACUGGAGAAAGUUGACGGACAAGGUGGAGGCUGGAGUUGAUCUUAACCUCCAAUUUGCUGGAUUAUCAGGAGCUGGAAUGAUGGGUGGACCUGCACGCAAUGAGGGCAUCACUACUGUUGGUGCCAAGUAUGACUUCCGAAUGUCUACUUUCAGAGCCCAGGUAGACUCCACUGGAAAGUUGAGCUGCUUAUUGGAAAAGAGAGUUGCUCCUCCAGUCCAAUUGACCUUUGCAGCCGAAAUGGAUCACUUUAAGCAACAAGCAAAGAUCGGACUCGCUGUUUCAAUCGAAGCUGGCAGUGAAGAGCUCCAAGAACAACAAGAAAUGGCAGGCGGUGCGGCUCCCGCUCAAAUCCCCUUCUAAUCGACUUGCAACUCGAAAUCCCCACCCCUCCGCUCCUACCUAAUCGAAUAUAAUGCCUCCACCGAAGUGCUUGUAAGUCGGCCACCUUGAAUAUAUCGGAUGUCCCAUCAAAACCCUCUACUUCGAAUACCCUGUCUUACUAUAACCACUCUGGUACAUCAUGUGGUGGUAUUUCCGGUGUUACAUUUGCGAAUUUGGCGACUGUCAUCCCUGGGAAACUCCCCUGCAUGGGUUGGUGACGCCUAAAGAUGUGACGAUCAUAGAUUUUUUCCUUUUGCUGUGUCUUGUUGUCGCGUGCAUCUCUGGGUAGCAAUGUGAGCGUAUUGGCCCAGAGCUUUUUGGGGGUACGUUAUAUGUGUGGAUGGAUGAAAUACUGUAUUAUAGUGGUGGCUUUUGUGCGGGACAGGUUUGGGCAUGCUGCUAGAUACCUGUGUACAAAAUGAAAAAAGGAUAUGGUCUCAGC
Molecule: messenger RNA, 1775 nt
Organism: Cadophora gregata
Lineage: Eukaryota; Fungi; Ascomycota; Leotiomycetes; Helotiales; Ploettnerulaceae
Gene: TOM40
Product: translocase of outer mitochondrial membrane
Exons: 2
Coding region: 563-1312 (249 amino acids)
Biological process (GO): protein import into mitochondrial matrix
Cellular component (GO): mitochondrial outer membrane translocase complex; mitochondrial outer membrane
Molecular function (GO): transmembrane protein transporter activity
Source: RefSeq, a predicted model, not a curated record